UCGUCGACUGCUCGUCGACGGACGUCCGCGAGUAGGGAGUCCUUAACGCCACACACUCGUGUUCGAUUCGAAGGGGACAGUCGUCGCGGUGACUCUCAUCAUGGGACUCUGAAAAGCCAUACUCUGCGAAACUCGAGGUCUCGAGAGCUGGAGCUCAGCUUAAUGUGUGUCUCUCGCGGUUAAGCGAUAUCGGUACGAACACUCUCGACACGGAGGAGUAAGCCCGAUGUAAAUGCAUGCUGGAAAUUCCAGGAAACUUUCUAGAAUGAACAAAGAAUAUUCCUAUUGAAUAUUGUCAAAAAGUCAUUGCGAGCAAUGAUACAAACAAAAUUUCUCGCAUCUGUAGGUGACAUUUUGUAGCUGUCAGAACAUUCGUAUGUCCUUUUGUAUCAAAUUCAGCGAUUAUCUAUUUGCAUUUUGGCAUUGAGAAAUGCCAGCACCAUCUCCGAUCUUCUCAAGCUUGCCAAAAACACCUAUGUGUGAGAAAACAGAAGUCAAUGAUGCCGAUUCUCUGCCCCCUUGGGCCAAAAUCACACUUACAUCCGCAGAGGCUGAAAUCGAAAAGCUGAUCUCGCGAAAUGAGUUGAAAGACGCAGAGGUAACUUACUUCUGUCAAGUAGAACCAAUUCUUCAAGAUGGGCCGCAGUGUGGUUUAGUCGCGCUUUCAAUGGCAUCACAAGAAUACACAAAACCAGUUUCUGUGAAUCAACUUCUCGCUGAAGCUCGUGUACGAGGAUUUACACAACAUGGAGAAGUGUACAGCGUUGAUUUCAUGGGAACAUUGGCUGCGGAAUAUUUGCCUGAUCACAAACCAGAUAUUUUAGUAGAUUUACAACAAUGUCCAGAUACGUUGACUCAUGCUUUAGCACAUGGAGCGAUGGUGCUGAUACCAUAUGAUUCUGACUUCAACCACGCUCCAUGUUUAAAAAAAGGUCAUAAAGCACAUUGGGCGUUGCUUGUAGGUCUAAUCUCUUCCAGACAAGGAUACCACGUUCUGGCACGUCACGGUAAAUCGCGUCAUCUGGCAUGUUGGCCUUUACGCGAUUUAAUUGAAAGUAAUGGCAACUUAGAGGAAGAGGGUACAGCGAGACAUGCAGGAGGAUAUGUUAUACCAAAGGGUGGCGUCGGAGGUCAAAAGGGCUUACGCGGCAGAGCACUGGCAUUACAUCCGUACAUAUAGAAUUAUGUCAAACAAAAUUGUAGGUAAUUGAUUUCACGCUAAAAGAAGAAAAUUUGCCGAUAUCUUAUAUCCACAAAUGUGCUAAAUAUUCGAAACAUAACAUUUGCAUACGCACACGGCUUCCAUAACGAUCAAUUAAUAAUUAUGUGUAAUAUGCGACACUUUAAUUAAUACACAUAUUUGAAUUCGCGCGAAAUAUUUUACAUAAAUGUUAGUCAUGAUAUCUAUACCAAAAAGCGGCAUCGGCAUCGGCAUCGAUACAAUGCAAUUUUAAGUGGCAUUACUUUCGUUUCAUUCUGGAAUUUAUACGAUGUAAAUAAGAAUUCCGGCAGGCCGAAAUAUGUGCACGCAAAUUAUAAAUACAUACAGACAACUGUUUCUUGAUAAUAUUAUAUCUUAUUAGAUUGAAAUGCAAAAGUGUACGCAUGCAUAGUAAGGCAAAAAUAAGACACAUAAAAAUGUUCAUAUAAUUAAAUAUAUAUGCAUAAUGUGUGUGCAUGCGUGCGUGUGCGUAUGUGUGUUUGUAUGUGUGUGUGCGUGUGUGUGUGGGUGUGGACGUGGGCGUGUAUGUAUGUACUUGUGUGUAGCAAGUUGUUAUCGAAAGUGAUAAUUCAGAAGAGAAGAUCUGUAAUUAUAUUUCUUUAGAUAGAAAAUGUGUAGGUUUUCGGCAACAAUUGUGGUUUCAGUCUUAUGUUAAUGCAAUAAAUAAAGAGUAAAUCUAUUAUAUCAAUAAUUUUUUGCUAAAAUACAUUUUAAUUAUAAUAAAUAAUGCUGUAUCAUGCUGUAUAAUGA
Molecule: messenger RNA, 1972 nt
Organism: Wasmannia auropunctata (little fire ant)
Lineage: Eukaryota; Metazoa; Arthropoda; Insecta; Hymenoptera; Formicidae
Product: UPF0692 protein CG33108
Exons: 4
Coding region: 431-1180 (249 amino acids)
Source: RefSeq, a predicted model, not a curated record